AUGGUGCAAUGGUCGUUUUAUCUGAUCGGGCUGGCCUCGGCCGCUGCAGCAGGCAACUCUACCAGCUUCGAGUCUCGUUGUCAACAAUUCCAAAAGAAAAUCCGCAUUGACAACGUGCAUGUGCAUUCUACCACUUAUGUUCCCAUUGGAUCCAACAUCUCCAUGGCCUAUAACCCGCCUAUCUGCGGCGGAKCCUCCAGCUCAUCGAUCAGCAAGAUCGAAUUUUGUCAGGUUGCACUGAACGUGACCACUUCGGGCAACAGCCAGAUCUUCAUGGAGGCCUGGCUGCCCAGCAAUUACACUGGAAGGUUUUUGAGUACAGGAAAUGGAGGCGUGGGUUAUGCGGACAUGGUUUAUGCCAGUCAAUACGGGUUCGCAACGAUCGGGACCAAUAAUGGCCACUUUGGUGACACUGGUCAAUACUUCCUGAACAACCCCGAAGUCAUCGAGGACUUUGCCUACCGAGCCCUGCACACAGGGACAGUGGUGGGUAAAGAGCUGACCAAACUAUUCUAUCCCCAAGGAUACAAGACUUCAUACUAUCUGGGCUGUUCGACAGGCGGCCGGCAAGGAUGGAAGUCUAUCCAGAGAUUCCCAGAGGACUUUGAUGGCGUGGUGGCCGGAGCACCGGCCUUCAACUUCGUCAACCUGGGCAGCUGGGGUUCUCGAUUCCUGAAAAUCACCGGGCCGCCAGACUCAAAGACAUUUGUAACAAGCGCGCAGUGGUCCAUGAUUCACAAUGAGAUUAUCCGGCAAUGCGAUGCUCUCGAUGGCGCAGUCGACGGUAUCAUCGAAGACACCGAUCUCUGCCAGCCCAUCUUCGAAACCCUCAUUUGCAAUUCCACUGCAGCGAACACCACCUCUUGCCUGACGGGUGUGCAGGCCAAUACCGUCAACGAGGUUUUCUCCCCGAUGUAUGGCCUGGACGGCAAAUGGCUGUACCCUCGCAUGCAGCCCGGCUCUGAACUCGCCGCGUCUUUUAUCUACUACAGCGGAAAGGGCUUCAAGUACGGAGAUGACUGGUACAAAUACGUCGUCUACAACAACAGCAACUGGGACCACUCUACCUGGACGCUUGCCGACGCAGCGGCAGCCGAUGCGCAAGAUCCCUUCCAGAUCUCCACCUUCGACGGAGAUAUCUCCGGUUUCCAAAAGGCAGGCGGCAAGGUCUUGCACUAUCACGGCUUGGAAGAUCCGAUCAUCACCUCGGAUAGCUCCAAGGCGUACUACGAGCACGUUGCCGAUACCAUGGGGCUGAGUCCCUCGCAGCUGGACCAGUUCUAUCGCUUCUUCCCCAUUAGUGGAAUGGGCCAUUGUUCGCCGGGGACAGGUGCUGCUUCCAUCGGCCAGGGAUCGUCUACAUAUGCCGGCGAUGACGCGCAAGAUAACGUGUUGAUGGCAAUGGUGCAGUGGGUAGAAAAAGGUAUUGCGCCCGAGUAUGUGCGCGGCUCCAAGAAGUCCAGCGAUGGUAAGAUAGAGUAUCGCCGCAAGCACUGCAAGUAUCCCAAGCGGAAUCAAUAUGUGGGACCUGGCAAGUACACCGAUGAGAAUGCUUGGGCGUGCGUAUGA
Aspergillus pseudoviridinutans is the source of this 1569-nucleotide messenger RNA. RefSeq names its product putative feruloyl esterase (gene faeB-1). Lineage: Eukaryota; Fungi; Ascomycota; Eurotiomycetes; Eurotiales; Aspergillaceae. The record is from RefSeq and is a predicted model, not a curated record. The coding region runs from base 1 to 1569 and encodes 522 amino acids. The transcript has 2 exons.